AUGGCCGCCAUACAGCAACUACGAAUGGCCUCGGCCAUUUCUGCCCUCUUUCCGCGCAUAUUCUCGACGACGUUCACCAAUUCCUUCAGAUCGACCGUCUUGUACACGCACCAGGCCCAAGAGAGCCGAUUCCCAUCUAUACCAUCACUAUCCAUUGCGAUACCCGCUGCCAUCUCGAGCAUCCCUUCCUUGCUAGGAGAUAUAUGGGACGGAAUACUUAGAGCGGUACCUAAGAAGAAGACGUCACACAUGAAGAAGAGACACAGACAGAUGGCAGGCAAGGCCCUGCAGGACGUGACGAAUCUGAACAAGUGCCCGGCGUGCGGAAAGACCAAGAAGAUGCAUACGCUAUGUCCCACCUGCAUGGGUCAAAUAUCAGGAAUGCUCGAUCGAGACUUCAAGGCCCACAUAACCGACAUCUUCUCCCUGGCCGCGACGCCCACGGCCCUCCUCUCGGCCAGCGGCUCCUCGACGCUGCACAUCCACGCGACAGCCCAGCCCAGCAUCCCGCUCGCGCAGUCCAUAAGCGGCGCGCACAAGCUGGGCUGCCACCACAUCGCCGCCUCCAACGACGGCAAGGUCGCCGCGUCGGCGGGCUUCGCCGGCGACGUCAAGAUCUGGAAGGUUGCCGACUCGGGCACGGGCGACUGGGAGCCGUUUGGCGAGCUCGAUCCCUCCGGCAGGAACAACAACGGCGGCGCGGUCAAUGGCAGUGGUAAUGGCAAUAGCAACAACAGCAAGGGCGCGGGCGAGGUUUGGGCUGUUGCGCUGAGCGAGGAUGGCCAGUACCUGGCUGCUACGACGUACGAUGGCCGCAUCAAUGUGUGGGACCUGCUCGGGGACCGCAGCACGAGAUUACGCGAGUACGAGACCGGCAGCGCGGGCGCGGGUAGCUUUGGACUGUGCGUGGAUCUGAGCCGUGAUGGCAAGUUCACGGCGAGUGGGCACCAGAGCGGCGCGGUGUACGUCUUUAAUAACGACACUGGGCGCUUACAGUACUCGUUACCUGGACUCGUCAAACCCGUCCGCGCCGUCGCCUUCUCGCCAGCCGGCACGCGUCUAGCCGCAGCGGGCGACUCGGGCGUCAUCGCCAUCUACGACACCAAGCACGGCGAGCACGUGAGCAACCUAACGGGCCACGCGGCGUGGAUCACGUCGAUCGAUUGGAGCGACACGGGCGAGUACCUGCUCAGCGGCGCCUUCGACGGCAAGGUCAAGGUGUGGUCCAUCGACCAGUCCGCCUGCGUCGCCACCCACAGCGAGACCGACAAGGCACUGUGGGCCGUCAAGUGGCUGCCCAAGACGGCGCGCAACGAGAUGUUCGUCACGGCCGGCGCGAAUCGGAGUCUUACCUUCUACCGCGAGGCUACGGGUGCGUAG
Anthostomella pinea is the source of this 1380-nucleotide messenger RNA. NCBI's taxonomy places the organism in Eukaryota, Fungi, Ascomycota, Sordariomycetes, Xylariales, Xylariaceae. The record is from the annotation of a GenBank genome assembly.